Messenger RNA from Aspergillus uvarum CBS 121591, 1457 nucleotides. Its product is annotated as DUF4419 domain-containing protein. The coding region runs from base 117 to 1262 and encodes 381 amino acids. The transcript has a single exon. The record is from RefSeq and is a predicted model, not a curated record. NCBI's taxonomy places the organism in Eukaryota, Fungi, Ascomycota, Eurotiomycetes, Eurotiales, Aspergillaceae.
CUAUACCCCUCAACAUCAUAUCUCUUGAACCAGUCCUCCCUCGACACACAUUCAAACCUACACUCAACACUUCAACACAUUCAUCUUCCACAGUCAAGCUCUUGGCAUAUCUCGAGAUGCCCGUCACAAUCCGCACCGCAGACCACAGCACCCGACAAUGGUACAGAGAGCGCGUAACGAGCGACGAGAUGCUCUUGGAGCAGUCCUGCGAGGAUGAACACAAGCAAAGCCAGCGCAUCAUCCGGAGCGGCUUCUCCCACCCCUUAGAAAACAAUCAUGUCACCGGUGCAAGCAACGGCUUCGUCGACGCCCUCUUUGAAGCCUACUGCCACCAUCACGACUUCACCGUCCGGCCCGAGGACAUCUGGUUCGCGAUCCUCAGCCAGGUCUCCUUCUACAUCAACGCAAACGCCGAGAAGCUCCGCUCACAGUUCGUCACCCACGAGGGGCGCAAGCAACUCAGAAUGUACGCUGGUGGAACCAUUGACACGGUCGACUUCGGCGCGAUUGCGCUCGCCCUGUCGACCGCGAUCCAGGAGAACGUGGUGGACCCGGGCCUGCGCGCCUGGGUCAUGCCCGACUUCAGCACCACCACCGCAAAUGACCGCGUGGUGGCAGCGAUCCUGCUGAUGGGGAGCAUGCAGGAGUAUUUCAGCCUGUCGGUCUUCCUGCUCUGCGGUAUCCCCAGCGUGACCAUGCUCGGCGAGCGGCGGGACUGGGAGUUACUGGUGGAGAAACUGGAUCGGCUGCCCGCUUUAGGGGAUGAGCCGGCGCGGUUCGCGGCGCUGCUUCGUCCGGUGCUGACCCGGUUCGUGGCCUGCUUUGAUGAUCCGACGGGUCCGGCGUCGCGGGAGUUCUGGGGUCGGUGUGUACACCGGUUUAUUCCGGGGAGUGGGGAGGACUUUCUGUCGGGCUGGGUCACGGCGUUUUGCUUCUGGACUGGGCAGGGCCAGUUGAUUCCUGACACGGGUUUGCACAGGGGGGCGGUAAAGUGUGAGCUUGACGGCGUACGGUAUCCUUACAUCAACACGUCGGCUAUCCCCCCGGGACUCUCCUCGGUGCCGGUGCAUGUGAAUGAUAAUGGGGUGGACUAUGACACGGUGAUGGUGGCGGGGAUGAUCGGGAUUGAUGCCAAAUCCAGUGGCCGGCCACUGGAAGAGCCUCUCGGUGACGAGAUUACGGGCUUGGAUUCCCUGCAACCCGUCGCGGGCUGGGUGAUGUAUCACAAGAAAGACAAGUCGGAGGAGGAGAAGGAGUGUUAAGAGAGAGUAUCUGAUUCUUCAAGAUAGCUAGUCUACUUUGUGAGCUGAUACUCACGACAACGAUGUUGCUACCCUUAUAACACCCAUCCCUUCCAUAUCACAGACCCAGUUGCCCGUCUUGGGUUUCUUCCAAUCCUUUCUUUUCUUUAUCCUGUCACGACAGAGUCUCAUAAGAAUAAUAUUGCCUGGUAGAAU